Drosophila albomicans is the source of this 792-nucleotide messenger RNA. Its product is annotated as collagenase-like. Gene Ontology annotation, molecular function: serine-type endopeptidase activity. The transcript has 2 exons. Bases 1 to 792 code for a protein of 263 amino acids. Gene Ontology annotation, biological process: proteolysis. Lineage: Eukaryota; Metazoa; Arthropoda; Insecta; Diptera; Drosophilidae. The record is from RefSeq and is a predicted model, not a curated record.
AUGAAGGUGCUUAUUGUAUUUGCUUUGACCCUGGCCUACGUCUCGCUGGUUUCAACGGCAUCUGUUCUUCAGGAUCAAGCCGAGAAUGUUGGCAUUAUCAACGGACAUGACGCUUCACCUGGUCAGUUCCCCUAUCAGGUCAAAGUAAUGGCCGAUAAAGGCCAACGGGCUAAUUGUGGUGGCUCCUUGAUUGACCACAAUUGGGUUUUGACUGCCGCCAGCUGCAUAGCAGAAUCAGAUCAUGUUGCCGUUUUUUUGGGCAGUGUUAACAGCUCAUCUGCUCCGGUCUUGCGCAUAGUCAGUAAGAAAGACAUCAUCGAAUUCAAGGACUUUAACGAUUCUAUACCUUCCGCUGAUAUCUCGCUUCUUCGCAUUAAACAUGUUGAAUACAACAAAAACAUUCAACCCGUUAAGUUACCGAAGAUCCAAUCACACUAUCAAACCUACGCUGGUUCUGAGGCUAUCAUUACAGGCUGGGGAGACACCUUUAACGCUUCCAACCCAAAGCCCAAAAUACUCCAAUACGGUAAAGUCGAAAUCAUAAACAAUACAGAUUGCAGGGCUUUAUAUGGAGAAGUAAUUUCCUCUGGCCUCAUCUGCGCUUCGUCUGUCUCAGAUGUAGCCCCAUGGAACGGCGACGCUGGUGGCCCAUUAGUGCAAUUGCCCAGUUUGGUCCAAGUCGGUAUAACCUCGUUUUACGCCCCCGAUAACCAAUUAGGAUACCCUGCCAUCUUCACCCGGGUUACCAGUUUGCUCGAGUGGAUCAAGCAUCACACCGGUCUCUCUUUGUAA